CUGACAUUUCGUUCAGUCAACAAACGACGCUAUUUUGAUUUCAAUCUCGUUUUCAAUCGUGUAUUUUGUAAGAAAAAAUGCUGUGAAUUUUAUAGUUUAAAGUUAAUAUACCUGUAACUUAAUUCCCGUUAUUGUGUUACUGUCGUGAUUGUAAUCUAACCACAAAAUGACUGGGAGAGCUAAAAAGGCCGCCGCGCCAAAGAAAAAGGCCAAUGGAUACAAAAUGCCAGCUCCUAUUGCUACAGGGGAAGUAAUACAUGAUACUACUAUGAAGAAGAAAUGGCGCAUAGGGCCUUCCAUAGGAGUUGGAGGCUUUGGGGAAAUUUAUUCAGCGUGUGAUCAUGAUAGUACACCGAAAGGUUCUAACUAUCCUUUUGUCGUUAAAAUUGAACCUCAUGAAAAUGGGCCAUUGUUUGUGGAGAAACAUUUCUACAUAAGAAAUGCUAAAAUGGAGGACAUUACCUCAUUCAUGAAAAGCAAGAAGCUCUCAAGUCUUGGGAUGCCUUCGUACUACGGCAAUGGUUCACAUGACUACAAAGGCGAGAAAUACCGAUACUUGGUGCUGGAGCGCUACGGUAGAGACCUGUGGAGUCUGUUCACAGAGAGCGGAAGGUCAUUCCCGGCACCAACUGUGUUCCAAAUUGGUUUGCAGAUGUUGGACGUACUAGAGUACAUCCACAGCCGCGGCUACGUCCACGCUGACAUCAAAGGCGCCAACAUCCUGCUAGGGCUCAAGAAAGGGACAGAGAACCAGGCGUACUUGGUAGACUUCGGUCUGGCCACCAGGGUUAAUGAUAAGGAGUUCAAACCUGACCCGAAGUGUGCGCACAAUGGGACGAUAGAGUAUACUAGCAGGGAUGCUCAUUUGGGAGUGGCAACAAUGCGCGGUGACCUUGAGAUCCUCGGCUACAACAUGCUACAGUGGCUGGUGGGGACCCUGCCAUGGGAGAAGUCGCUAAAGCAACCCAAAGCUGUCCAGGAGAUGAAGGAAGCCUUUAUGAAGAGUGUGAAGACGAGCAUCGCUAAGCUGAGCGGCAAUGUCCCUGAUGCCCUAAUAAAAUUCUUCGAAUACAUAAACACAUUAAAGCCCAAAGAAGUUCCGGACUACGCGAAAUGCCGCCAAAUCUUCGAAACCUACCUCAAAAGCCAGGGCGUCACCAGGAACUCCAAACUUGUUUUUACAACCACCAAGAAAUCCAAAACGUCUAAAACUGUCAAUGUUGAUGAAAGUGAUGAGGAACCUUUGAAAAAAUCACCAAGAAAGAAGGCAGACGCUAAAGUAGUUAAAAAAAGGAUUCCAAAAGUAAAGGAAGCCAGUCCUGAAGAAAAUGGCGAAAACGAAGAACCUGCAGAAUCAGAUAAGAAAAAGAAGGCCAAGAGAAAGUCAGCAGAACCUUCAGUUCUUAUCAAAGUUAAGAAACCUAAAUUAGCUCCGAAAGCCACACCGCCUGUAAAGAAAAAUCACACAAAUAUGGCGACGCAAACCUCUUUAGAGAAGCGAAGAAGUCCCCGGGUAGUAUCAUUCGAUAGUCCUAUAAGUUUAAUUAUCGGAGAGAAGAUACCUUUGAAGAGGUCUAAAGAAAAUCAGAAGAACACCAGUGCUGAUAUGUUCGAAGAUUCCUUUGAGGAGAAAAAGUCUAAGAGGAAGGAGAAAAUACUUCUCUCCGAUGAGGAGUAUACGGAGAAGAGAGUUGUGAAAAAGAAGGUGACUACAGUCAAGCCGAAAGGGAGGUCGUGGAAAGAUGCUCCGACUGUUAUGAAUGGUCGAUCGCCACCCAAGUAGUACAAUAAUGGACAAACUGAGUGACUGAACUGUAAGCUGUAGGACUUUUUACGAACCGCAUCAGUGCAGAUUACACUAUAUGGAUUUAGACU
Leguminivora glycinivorella is the source of this 1875-nucleotide messenger RNA. RefSeq names its product serine/threonine-protein kinase VRK1-like (gene ball). Gene Ontology annotation, biological process: signal transduction; peptidyl-serine phosphorylation. The transcript is spliced from 6 exons. The record is from RefSeq and is a predicted model, not a curated record. NCBI's taxonomy places the organism in Eukaryota, Metazoa, Arthropoda, Insecta, Lepidoptera, Tortricidae. Gene Ontology annotation, molecular function: protein serine/threonine kinase activity; ATP binding. Gene Ontology annotation, cellular component: nucleus; cytoplasm. Bases 167 to 1783 code for a protein of 538 amino acids.